This is a messenger RNA of Drosophila obscura, 1844 nucleotides long. RefSeq lists its product as uncharacterized. Lineage: Eukaryota; Metazoa; Arthropoda; Insecta; Diptera; Drosophilidae. The coding region runs from base 14 to 1723 and encodes 569 amino acids. The record is from RefSeq and is a predicted model, not a curated record. The transcript has 6 exons.
AGUUCCGUUAAUAAUGUUGUCGAAGCGUUGCAAUGCCUCGAUAAGCGCUCUCGUUUUGACGCUAUAUUAUGUGGGCGUGGUGGCAGCCGUCGUCGUCGUCGGUGGCAAUGAUUUUGUGACCAUGGGCAUGAGCAGGAGCAGGAGUAGGCGUGGCCCAACGAUCACGGAGCGUCCUGGCGGCAUGGUAAUGGAGGGCAUUGGAUUCCAGUACACGAUGCGCUAUCAGCCGGGCUUCCAUCUGCACAAGCUGUUUGCCCUGCCGCAGGAGGAGGAGGAGCCACCGGCGGCAGAGAUGCCCAUGGCCACACCAGAGCCGCCACCAGCACCGCCGCCAGAGCCCACGCCAGAGGAGGAGGAUCCUGACGCGCCAGAGCCAACGAUACCCAUGCGCACGACAUCCGCACCUGUGGAGCCCCCGCCAGAGGAGGGAUCGCCCUCAGCAUCACCAUCGCCAGGAACGGAUGAAAUGAUGCCCACCAGUCCGACGCCUGCGCCGCCAGAGACGAAGCCCACAAAAAGACCCACGAUGAGGCCACCGCCAGGGCCAGGGCCAGGGCCUCCGAUGCUGCCUGCUCCAAGCAGCAGCAAGACCUCCAUUAUGCAGCCCCAACAGACGCUCAAGAAUCUGCUCUUUGGCUCGCCCAUCGAAGCGAAUCUCAUACUGAAGCAGCCGAGUGCACCCAAGUCGCGGGGCAAAGGCUUCCUCAGUCUGUUCGAGGUGAUCAAGUUUCCCAACACCAAGUGCAGCGUCUCCAUGGGCGACAUACGCACCAUGGAGGGUGUCUGCUACCACGAGUUCGAGUGCAAGAGCCUGGGUGGCAUUCCCACCGACAGCUGUGCCGAGGGCGUGGGCGUCUGCUGUGUCUUUGUCAACGGAUGUGGCGAUGUCACUGGCCAGCAGAUCGUUUACUUUGAGAGCCCCAACUAUCCGAAUGCAGUGCGGGAGAUGAUGAUCUGUGUGCUGAUCCUCAAUGUGCGCAAGGGAGUGCAGCAGCUACGAUUGGACUUUCAAAUGUUUGAGCUGAGUCGCCCCACCAAUGGCGAUUGCCUGGACGAUCAGUUUAUAGUUUCUGGCCACAAUACCAAUUUCCAGAUACCCACACUCUGUGGCAUCAACACGGGGCAGCACAUCUAUAUCCACGUUGGCGACUCCAACGAGGGCAAGGUGUAUCUUUCUGUGUUUGUCAAAGUCUCUGGUGGGGCACGCUCUUUCAAUAUCAAAGUCACCCAAGUGGAGGAGGAUCUGGCGCCCAAUAAUUGUCUGCAAUACUUCAGCGAAACGGAAGGCAUUGUCAAGUCCUUCAACUACGAUAUAGAUGGUUCCAUUGUGGACAACAGAGAGGCCACAUAUUUUAACAAUCUCAAUUAUGCCAUAUGCCUGUCGCGUAUGCGGAAUGUCUGCAGCGUGAGCUACAGCACCGAGCAAUUGGGCGGCGAUCAGCCAGAUUUUCAGAUUGUCAACAAAGAUGAAGCCGAAAACGAUCUCGUUUCUGAUGGGCAAGCGGGCGCUGGUAUUUUCAAUUGCCCUGACGAUUUUAUAGCCAUCAAUUCGGUGCCGUUGUGUGGCGAGCGAUUCAACGAUGGCCGCGAGACUGAAGACUUUACAAUGCAUUCAACGGUGAGGGAUACGGCCGCCGGUCCCAUCAUUCUGCCCUUUCGCACCGAUGCCGAAUAUGUGGGUCGCGGCUUUCGUUUGCUCUACAGACAGGAACUGUGUGUCUGAUCUGGGGGGAAACAUCUCUCCAACUCCAUCUCCAUGUCGAUUUCUGGUUCAUAUACAUAAACCAUAGCUGAUGGAUGGAUAGAUGGAUGGAUAGCCUGCCUUUCUGCCUUUGCCCGUUGUU